This is a messenger RNA of Phragmites australis (common reed), 1123 nucleotides long. RefSeq lists its product as uncharacterized. The transcript is spliced from 2 exons. NCBI's taxonomy places the organism in Eukaryota, Viridiplantae, Streptophyta, Magnoliopsida, Poales, Poaceae. Bases 137 to 892 code for a protein of 251 amino acids. The record is from RefSeq and is a predicted model, not a curated record.
GAUUGCAGAAUGUUUGAAUUCUUUAUCUCGAAGCCAUCAGCACUAUAAAUUGAGAACCAACCCACGUCGCCCUCCACAGAAAUCAGCCAAAGCGCCAUAGCUUCCUAGCUCCAAACCACCAAUUCCAACGUAGGAGAUGGCGUCGUCCAAGUUCUUGGCCCUCUUCCUCGCCUUCGCCCUGGCGGCGGCGACGCUGCAGCCCUCGGGAGCGACGAGGGUCCAAGGAUUCGAGCCCGCGGCCGCAAACCAAGAAGCAGGAGGAGGAGCCGAGCCAUGGUCCAAUGGCGCCCCAGCAGGCGGAGACGCGCAGCGUCCAUCGACACCGCCCGGCUUACCGGGCGUUCCGCCGGUGCCCGGCCUCCUCGGCAUAAUCCUCCCGUUCUUGUUUCCGCCAAUCGCCGGCCUCCCCGGCUUGUUACCACAAAUCCCCGGCCUCCCCAGCUUGUUUCCACCAAUUCCCGGUCUCCCCAGCCUGUUCCCGCCACUGCCGGGCUCUCCACCUCGGCAAGGCGGCGUACAGGGAGGCAGCUCGUCGCCUCCGCCGCCACAGCCGACGGAGUGCAUGACGCCGCUGGUUGGCAUGAUGCCGUGCAUGGACUACCUCACCAACAUCACCGUGCUGACGCCCCCGGGCGAGUGCUGCGACGGCUUCAAGUCGAUCGUCAGCGACGCGCCCAUCUGCCUCUGCCACGGCAUGAACGGCGGCAUGAACCAGUUCAUGCCCAAGCCCAUCGACCCCGUCCGCAUGGCCAUCCUCCCGCUCGCGUGCGGCACCAUGCUGCCAUUGCAAACGCUCUUCAUGUGCAACUCGCAAUCAGUGCCGCCGCUCAUGCUUCCUACCCCGGCAGAGCCGCCGGCGACGCCUGAUGCACCUCCGGCGGUGUCGCCGUAGUAUCAAUCGAUUGAUGGUUUCAUCAAGAUUAGAUAUUGAUCCACAUAGUCCAAGUCGAUGUCUUCUUAGGAUUAAGAUGGUUUUUUUGGAGAAUCUGUUUAAGAUGGUAUUAAGGAUAGUUUAGGAAGUCAAAUGUGAGUACAGAGUCGAGUGCUACUUAUAAGUACAGCCAUGUAAUAAUUCCAUGGAUGAUGCAAUAGUUGAUGGAGUAUAUAAUGCCAAACAAAUGAA